Messenger RNA from Anolis carolinensis (green anole), 7787 nucleotides. It is a transcript of the gene wdr90, whose product is annotated as WD repeat domain 90. Gene Ontology annotation, molecular function: protein binding. The transcript has 43 exons. Gene Ontology annotation, cellular component: centriole. The record is from RefSeq and is a predicted model, not a curated record. NCBI's taxonomy places the organism in Eukaryota, Metazoa, Chordata, Lepidosauria, Squamata, Anolidae. Bases 1323 to 6884 code for a protein of 1853 amino acids.
CGGCUGAGAUUGCAGUCAAGAGGAAAGCGGACAACUCAGCAUCCGGCCGUGGCAAGUGUACGGCAACGGAGUAAAUAGAGCACAUAGAUAUGAUGCCUCAGCAUGCGCGCCUAGAGUACGUGUUGUUCUUUGGUAAUGGAUAAAUUCUGUUCUCGCCACCUGGUCCCAGGAGUAUGAAAGUGAAUUGAACUGUUAAUAUUAAAGGAACUGGUCAGAGAGUUUGGAUAAUACCCAGCAGAAAAGUGCAACCAAAAGACUAUAUUCUGUUUUCGGCAAGGAUCAGCAAACAGGGCAUGUUUACAAUAUUGUUCUGGUGAGAAUCCUAAAUAAUACACAUAUUCAAUUUUUAAUUAUGAAAGGACAAAUUAGCUUGAUUUUGACCACUAUGAGGGAGCCCCUGGUGGUGCAGUGAAUUAAACCGCUGAGCUGCUGACUGAAAAGUCAAGGGUUCGAAUUCAAGGAGCGGGGUGAGCUCCUGUUGUUAGCUCCACCUUCUGUCAACCUAGCAGUUCGAAAACAUGCGAAUGUGAGUAGAUCAAUAGGUACUGCUCCAGCAGGAAGGUAACGGUGCUCUGUGCAGUCAUGCAGGCCACAUGACCUUGGAGGUGUCUACAGACAACUUAAAGAUCUUGUUAAACCACAACUCCCAGAGUUCCUUAAUUUAAAGACCUUGUAAAACUACAACUCCAAAAGCUUCUAUAACUUAAAGACCUUGCAAAACUAAAACUCCCAGUGUUAUCGACCACACCAGGAACCUAUCACUUAAAGACCUUGCAAAACUAAAACUCCCAGGAUCCCAGAAAUUAAAGAUCUUGUAGAACUACAACUCCCACAUAACCUAAAGACCAUACAAAACUACAACUCCCACAUAAAGGUAAAGACCCUACAAAACUACAAGUCCCACAUACCUUGACCUUGUAAAACAACCCCCACAGAACUUAAAAGACCUUGCAGAACAACAAGUCCCAGGUUCCCAUAACUUAAAGACCUUGUAGAAGUCGGCGUAGACUCAUCUAAUCUAUUUGAAGGCAGACAACGUGGAUUACCUGCUUUGAUGAUUUGGAUUAGAUGGCAGUGUAGAAGGGAGCCCCUCUCGUUUAAAAAGAAAUAAAAAUUAAUACAAAGGAACGAAUGGAGGAGCUUCCUUGGCGCUCUUAGCAGGAGCCGAGGGAAGGCGAGAUGGGGCCGCUCUGGGCGUGCUGGAGGCCUCUCUCUCUGUGUGCCUGUCUCGGCGCCGCUCUGCCCUCGGCGACUCUGUGGGCAGGCGGGCUCUUCGAGCGUAGCGGCGGGAAGAGAGAGAGACUGAGGAGUGGGGCGCCGCCAUGGCCAGAGUGUGGCAGCAUCCGUAUCUGAAUGUCUUUAAACACUUUAAAGUGGAGGAGUGGAAAAGGUCCACUAAGGAAGGCGAUGUGACAACUUAUAUGGACAAGGCUCUGAAAGGGACAGUGUAUCGCAUCAGCGGUGCAGUUCCCGCCAGUAACUACCUCCAGCUCCCCAAAACCAGUACGCAGUCCCUGGGCCUUACUGGUCGCUACCUCUAUAUCCUCUUCAAGCCGGCACCGGCCAAAUACUUUGUAGUGCAUUUGGAUGUUGCCACAGAGGACAGUCAAGUGGUCCGCAUCUCCUUUUCCAACCUUUUUAAGGAGUUCAAAUCAACAGCCACCUGGUUGCAGUUCCCCUUUAUUUGCGAAGCAGCCAAAGGGUCAGUCUAUGAAAAGACAGCCAAGACAUCCAAGCGAGAUCUGGUCGGCUUGGCCCCCAGCAGCGUGAGGUGGACUUGCCUGAUGCUGGAUCUCCGCUACAUUCUCUCGCUGUACUUGAACAGAGGCUACAGCCAUCUUAAGAGCGUCAAGCUCUGUGCCAACCUCCUGGUGAAAAACCUGUUCACUAGUGACCUGCUCUUUGACCCAGUUGUGACCUUCUCUGAGGUUCAGCAGUCCAGGCGGGCAUUACAUGGCGUCUCCCCCAUGCCCAGAGAAAUGGCUUUUCCUGUGCCAAAAGGUGAAAAUUGGCAUGACUUCUAUGAUUAUGUUCGGUUUCCUUCCGAUGGAUCCAAGAUGCCAUUUGAUUCUAUCCAGAAAGGCACUUUGAAUCCCGCAGCAGUUGCUCACGUAAAAGACAAUCCAGUCAGUCAGCUUCCUAAGGAAGUAACGCUGAGCAAGCCUGUUCGGGACAGGGUCUCUCUCAUUCAACAAAUUACUAGUCCCAGAGAGAGGCCCCGCCAGUCUCCCCUUCUCACCAAGAACGUCCCCAAAAUUGCCCGAACGGUCUCUGCACCUCUUCAGGCAGACCGCACAUGCUUCAGAGAAGGCCUGCAAUCCAGGAGUGAUUCUUUCCUCCCAUCAUCGCCAGUGGACGAUGGCAGCAUUCAUGUCUAUGCUCACAAAGAUGGGAGAGUGACUGUCCAUUCCGUCAGUGUUGAUUCUGACGAGACUUUGUACACACAGAUAACAGGGCCGAAGGUGAUAUCUGCCAGAAGUUCUACUCACUGCCUGAGGCUCCUGCCAGAUCCCAUCCUGAAGCUGAGGAAAAUCAUUGGAUUUGGAGGCUACACCACCAGAUGGGCUUUAUGGGCUGCCGGUGGCUCUGUGGUGGUCUACCCCUGCCAUGCACUGAUCAUAGCCAUAGCUCUGGACUCUGGCAAACAGACAUUCCUUGCUGGCCACACUGAUAAGGUGUCAGCCUUGGCGUUCAAUGGCAACAACACCCUGUUGGCGUCUGCACAGAUUGGGCAACCCAGCAUGAUGCGGCUUUGGGAUUUUCCGACGGGGAAGUGCCUCUGCAUGUUUAAAGCUGGCAUGCAUUCAGUCUCUUGUCUCAGUUUCUCAUACAGUGGGGGUGUUUUGUGUGGAACGGGGAAGGACAAGCAUGGGAAAACUGUUGUUGUUGUGUGGAAUACCAUUCAGGUGAAUCAUGGAGGAGAAGCUGUGAUGCUGGCCAAAGCACACACAGAUGUGGACAUCCACACCAUCAAGAUUGCCUUCUUUGAUGAUACCAGGAUGGUGUCGUGCGGCAGAGACAACGUGAGGCUCUGGCGGGUCAGGAGUGGAGCUCUGCGCUCGUGUCCUGUCAAUUUGGGUGAAUACCGGUCGCUGGACUUCACUGACCUGGACUUUGAGGCCGGCCAGUCCUCUCAGUGUGAACCAGAUGACCGGACCCUGUUUGUUUGCAGCAGGAGUGGGCAUGUUUUGGAAAUUGACUAUAAGAACGUCGCCGUCAGAAAUGCCCGUCGCCUCAUGCCGACUGAGGUGCAGCAUUCUCACCGGCGGGAAAAGCAAACGUUUAACUCCGGUCCUGGGAUUGCACUGAACAGCAUAUGUCUCUCUUCAAGUUUUUGUGCAACAGCCUCUGAAGAUGGCUACCUGCGCUUGUGGCCCCUGGACUUCUCCGAAGUCUUUUUGGAAGCAGAGCACGACUACCCGCUGUCUUCCGUUCGAAUCAGCCCAGAUAAUCUGAAGGUUUUGUGCACGACCGCCACUGGGAAUGUGGGCUGCCUGGACAUCCAGUCCAAGGACUACUGUACGAUCAUGCGCUCCCACACGGAUUCUGUGUCUGCUUUCUCCGUGGAGGGAUCCCAAAAGCAGCUGGUGACGGUGUCCCAGGACAACACCAUCCGCAUCUGGAACCUGGAAUCGAUGCAGCAGCUCUAUGAAUUCACCGCCUCUGACGAGAUGCCCUGCACCGUGUCUUUUCACCCCUCACAACACAUCUUUGCUUGUGGCUUUGACACCGGUGUGGUGAGGACCAUCAGCUUGGCAACCUCGAAAUUGCUGGAAGAACACAAGCAGCAUCGUGGUUUGAUCACUGGCCUGACCUUCUCUCCGGACGGCAAUUUCAUGUACAGCUGCUGCAGCCGUGGGACCUUGGCUCUUUAUAACUGUGCCAUGCAGAAAAGUCACAUUGUCAGAGUUCUGGCGAAUGUGGUGUCUCCAGACGCUGGCCACGGUCCCGAUGCAUUGUCCGUCAGUUGCGACGGGCAACUCUUGUCUUUGGUGGGGCCUUCCCAAUACAUUGUGACUCUCAUGGACGCUCACACCUUAGAUGAGCUCCUGAGAAUAGACGUGAGCAUAUUGGACCUGGACAGCACUGCUUUGGACGCGGCCAUGAGGCUCUGCUUUGCCCCUUUCCCUCUGGGCCAUCUCCUGGUGACAACGUCCUCCCAAAAGGUCCUUGUGCUGGAUGCCAAGACGGGCCGCUUGAUCAGAAUGAUCCCACAAGUACACAAACAGUCCUGCUCUUCGUUGGCAAUGAGCCCUGAUGCCCGGUACCUCCUGACAGCUGGCGACAGAGCGAUCAAAGUGUGGGAUUAUGGGAUGAGAUUUGACGUCAACUCCCAGGUGUUUAUUGGCCAUUCUGAACCCAUACGGCAGGUGAGGUUCACUCCUGACCAAAGACAAGUCAUCAGCGUUGGAGAUGCCAUCUUUCUGUGGGACUUCCUAGGUGUGUUUGCGGAGGAAUCCUCCAAGAAUGAAAUUCAUUCUUCUGAGUCCCUGAAUUCUCCUGAAAUUGAAUCUGAUCUGGAAGAACUGCAAGAAGAUGUCACCUCCAGAGCCACGGACUCUCCUCGCCAGUUGGUCCCUGUGCCGACCGUUGUGUCUCCUCCGUGCCUCGAACUCAGCUCUAUCCAACGGCUGGCAGAAGACAAGGACCUAUUUUCUGAAUCCGAAGAAGAGAAGGGGGUGAACCAGAAGGGCAAUGGAAAAGAAGUUGUCAAUGGGGACAAAGUCCAAUCAGCUCUUGGUUUGAAGGAAUCUGUCUGUAGCCUGGUGGCGAAGCCUGAAGUUGUCCAGCCGCAUAACCAGGCGGCAAAUGAAAGUGGAAAAGAAAACAAAGGAUCUUCUCCUGAGAGCCAUGUCCGGCCAGAUUGCUACCGGCACUUUAGUCCUCGUUUCAAAGCAUCCGUACCUCCAAAGGCAUUUUCCUCUCCUCUAACCAGUAACAAAAUCCUGAAGCUCAAAACUGUCAUUGGGUACAAUGGGAAUGGCCGGGGAAACAUGGUCUGGAAUCCUGAUACAGGUUUCUUUGCCUACAGCUGUGGCUGCGUGCUCAUUGUGGAAGACCUGCAUUCUGGGGCCCAACAGCAUUGGCUUGGUCACCCGGAAGAGAUAUCCACGUUGGCAGUGAACCAUGAUGCCCAGGUCCUUGCUUCUGCCUCUGGUCAAGGCAGCGGAGACUCGCGCUGUCAGAUCCGCAUCUGGAGCGUCCAGGACAAGGCCUGCCGGAAGGUUCUCUUCCACCACGAGACCCAAGUGCAAGCCAUGGCCUACUCUCGAGAUGACCGCCUCUUUGUCACGUUGGGAGACUACGUGGAUAGGGUCCUGGCACUCUGGAAUGCCCACACGUAUGACCUGAUGUCCUCCACCUGCUUCUCGGAGCCAGUCCAUGAUGUAGCCUUUAGCCUGAUGUCAGUGGGGCACCUGGCCUGCGUCGGAAAAGGAACGGUGACCUUCUGGCUCACGGAGCAACAGGGGGCUGACAUCAGCCUAAAGGUUCACAAAGUUCCUGUCCCUGAUGCAGUCGGUCCAGCAGAGCUGACGUCCCUGUGCUAUAGCACCGGCUGCCUUCUUUACACAGGGACAAAUACAGGACAGAUAUGCGCUUGGGACACCGAGACCAACCGUUGCUUCAUGACCUGGGAGGCUGUCGAUGGGGAAAUUGGUAUCUUGCAGUGUCAUGGGAACAGACUAGUCAGCGGCAGCAACACCAAGAAAAUCCAGCUUUGGUCAGUACUGGCAGUCCAGGAGCUUAGAGUAAAAGGCUCCAGUGCCAGAUCGAGCUCUGUUCUCUUGGAACAGGAAAUGACCCUGGAUGGCACCAUUGUCAGCGCCAUGUUUGACAACUGCAUGGACAUGGGGAUCGUUGGCACUACGGCCGGAACGUUGUGGUACAUCAACUGGGCAGAAAAUACAAGUAUCCGACUCAUCAGUGGGCACAAGAACAAGGUGAGUGAGGUGGCCUUCAGCCCCCAGGAGUCACACUUUGCGACGUGUGGGGAGGACGGCAGCGUCAGGGUCUGGUCCCUGGCCAGCAUGGAGCUGGUGGUGCAGUUCCAAGUGCUCAACCAGAGCUGCCUGUGCCUGGCCUGGAGUCCGAAGCCUGUCUUGGUCACUGGGGCAGAAAGCGAGCGUAUUGUGGCAGGCUACAGUGACGGCACCCUUCGCGUGUUCAGCAUCUCCCGGACGGAGAUGGAACUGAAAAUGCACCCUCACGCUGUCGCUGUUACGGCACUUGGAUACUCCGCAGACGGAGAAAUUAUCUUGUCUGGAAGCAAGGACGGACUCAUGGCCAUCAGUAGCCCACGGACAGGAAUGACCUUUCGCGUCCUGACUGACCACCGGUCAUCCCCCAUCCAUGUUAUCCAAUGCACAAGAAAACAGCGCUCCGAACUUGGCGUUGAAGGCGGCGAUCUCUGGUUGGCUGCAAGCGCUGACCGGCGGGUCAGUGUCUGGGUCUCUGAUUGGAUGAAGGACAAAUGUGAACUCAUUGAUUGGCUGAGCUUCCCGGCUCCCACGGGCCCCGAGGUCCCUAGCCCGCUUCCUCCCAGCCUGGCAGCCUUCUGCCCUUGGGACAGAAAUAUUCUUGCUUAUGUCGGCUAUGGAUUGCAGAAAGAAAUCCUCUUCUACAGUUUGCAGCAGAAACAGGUCAUUGAGACGAUCCCCUUGCCUUCCUUUGCCAUGUCACUGAGCUUGUCCCCUGCUGCCAAAAUCAUAGUUGUUGGCUUCAGUGAGCGUCUGCUAAGGCUGAUCGACCACAAGGUGAGGACAGAGCAAGACUACGUGGGGCACGAUGAUGCCGUGGGCCUCUGCCACUUCACCCCGUCCGGGAAGCAGCUCUUCACAGCUUCCUACAACGAGAUCCUGGUCUGGGAGGUGCAGGUCAGAUGAACAGGAGGGAGAAAACCGCAACACAACGGUAACGCUAUAGAACUGAAACCAGGGCAUCCCAUUCUGUUUUUCCCAGGAUCGGUGUUCAGAUUUCAAAGGCCAUAACCUUCAGACCAUGAGACCAACUUAGAUCAGCAAGAUAAACUAUUUGGGCAUCUUUUUGAAGUGGAAAUGCUUUGUACAUAUGUGCAUAUAGAUUGUAUAGUUUUCUAAAACCGGAAUGGAUUCCAAUACGUUUUGUUGUCGAAGGCUUUCAUGGCCGGAAUCACAGGGUUGUGUGUUUUUCAGGCUGUAUGACCAUGUUUCAGAAGUAUUCUCUCCUGACAUUUUGCCCACAUCUAUGGCAGACAUCCUCAAAGGUUGUGAGGUAUAAUAUAUGCCUGCCAUAGAUGUGGGCGAAACGUCAGGAGAGAAUACUUCUGGAACAUGGCCAUAUAGCCCAAAAAACACACAACAACCCAAUAUAUUUUAUUUUUAUGGCUCUUUUUGCUAAAUUUUCUGGCACAAACAAGCCAGAAAUGACCCAUAAACCUCUUCACAAUGGCAGCGGAUAAUAUAAAAUCACAACAAAGAACCACCCAUUGAAAACAUUUGUGAAGAGGGUCGGAUUACGAAGAAGUAGAGAUUGUAAAAAAUGUGGUUUUUUAAUGAAUCUUUUUUUCUAAGUGGAAGAACAUUUUAAGGAAUAUUUUUAUGAAGAUUCUUGUAUUCAAAAUUUGCAAGAGUUAUAUUUUUUAAGAAUCCUUUUGAGAGAUGAGCCCAUUUAUUCCCUUUGGUUGAGCUUGGCAUAGAACAUAAAUAUAUUUAUUCUCCUAAGUGCUUGUUUCUUAAUUUAUAGUAAGAUGAAAGGAGCCAAAAUGUAUGUUUUUAGUUUGCUUCCAAAUAAACGAAUAUUUGAUAAUA